Molecule: messenger RNA, 5517 nt
Organism: Triplophysa dalaica
Lineage: Eukaryota; Metazoa; Chordata; Actinopteri; Cypriniformes; Nemacheilidae
Gene: il16
Product: interleukin 16
Exons: 22
Coding region: 177-4670 (1497 amino acids)
Biological process (GO): leukocyte chemotaxis; induction of positive chemotaxis
Molecular function (GO): CD4 receptor binding; cytokine activity
Source: RefSeq, a predicted model, not a curated record
GAGACGGAUGGAGGGAGGAAAAAAUUCUCCAAACACACAAGAGGGACUUGUUUAGCUGCGGACCUGUAUCAUGUUGAACUGACCAGCGUCUUUUCCUUCUGGAAUACUCUAGAAAACAACCGCUUUCCAUCGAGACUGUCCCUUAAGGCAACUCGUGGGUGCUUCAAGAAGCCAACAUGAUCAGCUUUGAGCGGCCCCCUCCAUUAGCAGUGAUGCAUCCUGGGAGAGAACCUCCCUCUGUGGCCAUCAUGCCUCUGAGAAACACCCACCACCAACAACUGCAUCACAGGAGGAGAACCAAGAGGAUGGAGAGAGGGAAACCUGGCUUACGCUCCAAGAAAUUGUCCGUACUGUCCCGUUCGCUCAUCAUCUGCAGCUCCAGUACCAAUGAGGGGGCGUCUAGCCAGGAGGAGAGGAACCGGGAGGCAUGGGAUGAGGGGUACUACAGGGACCCGCCGGAGGGGUCGGUGGGAAACUCAAAAAAGUUUAUAGCAAGGAGCGUCAGCGUGCAGACCCCCGUUCAAGCGUCUCAGAGGGGUCAAGAGGGCCCUAAAAGAGCAAUGAGGAGGUCAUUCUCCAUUAAGGAGAGCAGUUUCUGGAGAAUGUGUGUCACCACUCGGGAGGAGGGGCUGCACGCGGGCGAAAGCGACCUCCUGUCCAAUGACAAUGGCAGCACUGUUGGUGGAGAUUUGCACAGGGACACUUAUAUCUACUUUGGAGACAGACUCGCCCCAUUUAACGGACUGACUGUAAGCGAUCAAAGCAAACAGGAGCCUGAUGUGGAGAAAGGGAGUGUGUGUAGAACCACCAGUACUGAUCAGGAUUUCUUUCCAUGUGAAAGCAGAAAGGUCAAUGAAUCGGACAAGCUUGGCUACAGGUUUGAAGAAAGGGAAACAUUAGGAAACAACAAUAAUGUAAAGAUGCCAGUAAUAAAGGUGUCAGAAGAUAACAGCAAGAACUGUGAGGACGAGAGUGAUGAUCUGAACUGUCAAGAGACAUCCUGCAAGAGAUCUCGCUCCAACUCCACCAGCGUUCACCCGUACUGGAUCGGAGAUUUGGACACCAUCAUUAUGAAGACGCCAGAACUGUUCCCGUGUCACGCCCACACCACCGCAGGCUUCUACGGCAACAGAAAGUCUCUCUCUCAACAGCUGGAGUUCCCUCAUAGCAUUCCACAGGCUGUGGUCAGACCGUCUCGUUCUCUGAGUUCUGCACACUUGGGUCACUCCUGCAGCAGCAGCGUUCAAGCGUUCAUCAUUUCUAACAUCGUCCUCAUGAAGGGCCAUGGAAAGGGUCUGGGCUUCAGUAUAGUAGGAGGCAGAGACAGCAUGUACGGACCGAUGGGGAUUUAUGUGAAGUCCAUCUUUCCCGGAGGGGCGGCAGCCGCUGAUGGAAGACUACAGGAAGGAGAUGAAAUCCUGGAACUGAACGGAGAAUCUCUGCACGGUUUGACCCAUGAAGAUGCCUUACACAAGUUUAAACAAGUGAAGAAGGGUUUAUUAACUCUGGUGGUGAGGACCAGUCUGCGGGUGGGUGCUCUGCCAGGCAGUCACGGUCAGGUGUCUCAACUGUGUCGAUCCAGAUCUCUGAGCUCCAGUACAGGUAUAAGCCUGGGAGAAUAUAACUGCCUCAGUAACCCAACAAAACCUCAGGACAGAGUCAUGAUGGAGAUCACGCUACAGAAGGAGUUUGGUGUAGGUUUAGGUAUUGGUCUGUGCUGCGUACCUUCAGCCGAUUACUGUCCAGGAAUCUACAUUCAUACGCUCUCGCCGGGAUCAGUGGCUCACAUGGAUGGACGUUUAAGGUAUGGCGAUGAGAUCAUGGAGAUUAAUGACACGGUGGUUUGUAGCAUGUCGCUGAAUGACGUCUACACGGUUCUGAGUCAGUGCAGUCCGGGGCCGGUUCAGAUCAUCAUCAGUCGACACCCCGACCCGAAGGUUUCUGAACACCAGUUAAAUGAAGCCAUCGCUCAGGCAGUGGAGCACAGCAAACUCAAGAGAGACAGGAGUCAAUGGAGUAUGGACGGAUGUAACAGCAGUCUGAGGAGAUCAGAUGGCUGUUCUCACAGCAGGCAGAACCGGAGCUCCAGUCAGUUGACCUGCAGACGAGCGCAGAAGCCCAUGAUCCGCUCCUGCAGCGAAGGAGCUUACAGUCAUCACUGUAUCCCUGAGAGCGUCAGCACUCAGUCCUUCCUAGAGCCGGAUCACGUCACGCGAGUGCACAGCAUGGACGUCUCCUUUACCACCAACAGCGACACAUCCCUAGCUAACAGACUGUCUCCCUCCUCGUACACGGAUGACGAUUAUAACAUUCCCUAUAAAUGUCCGGUGAAUUUCAUCCAGCACCAGCCGGUAGAUGUGGCUGCAGGUGUGGGACCAGCCACCCGGCAACAGAGAUUCUGCAGACGACAAGACGUUAGCGGACGGGGAGCACUGAUGGAUUCAAGUGACUCCAGUCAAGGUUCACCAGUCAGAGAGAACGAUCUACUGGCAUCUCAAAGCAACUGUCAGGAAGUGGUUGAAUGCUCAGAAGUCGGAACUAAAGUUUCAGUCUGUAUCUCUGAGCCUAAACCUGCUGUGGCAAGUGAGACAACACACAGAAAGGGCAGAGAACACAGAGGUUCCGAUUCCUCUUCCCCAGUGUGCAGUCCGAGCAAACGGGUCGGCCUGAGACGCCAGGCUCGUGUGGAGGUAACUACAGAUCUACAACUUGACCCUUGGGUAAAACUGACAGACAGCCCAGAGAACCAGUCGUACUGUUUCAAAACCAUGAGUGACCAUAAUGGGGAUAAUGAAGUUAACGGCACAACCUCAGAAACCACAAACGUCACCUCGGACUCGCAAUCAGAACAGUCACCCAGUCUUAAAAAAGGACCCCCGGUGGCUCCGAAGUCUGCAUUGGUACGUCAAAGCUUGAAACACAUUAAGGCUGGAAGACCAGUAAGAGAGCCUUUGAAACCGGACAGCAGGAACCAGGAUACUGGCAGAACCUUUGGGAUCGGUCUGAGAGGUGCUUCAUCGGGAGCCAAUUUGUCCAUCAGGCAGAAGAUCAGCUCAUUUGAGACCUUCUCAAGCGCAGAAGUCGCAGAAAGGCCAAGCAGGCGACUUGCCCCAACAACGUCCCUUCCUCUAAUAGAGAAGACUGCUAAAACACAGACUGUAGACCACAGCCAUGCAGGUCCUUUGAUAUGCAAUUUAGAAAUCAACGAUAACUACCAGUCUCUACCGACAAUUCCAAUUUCCACACAACCAACAGCGGAAGAAAAAACAUCAGCUUCCCCCAGUUUGAAUAUCGCUUCAGACCCCCAUUCUGUGGAGGAAGAUAGUAAUUCAACUUCUCUUGGUUCAAAUAUCAUUUCAGAGCCCUGCGAGCCAAUCCCUGUUGAGGAAACCACUCGUGACUCUGUGAAUAUCCCGAAAGAGCUUCCACCUGUCGCUGAGACCGAGCAAGAAUCGAUUCCUUCCCCAGAACCUUUAACCCACGUCCCUCGGAGAUCAAGCAGCUCAAAAGAGGCCCCUGCAGAAAAGCCAACUGAAGUUUCUGGAAGUCACAGCGUGAGUUUGAGAACUAAGAGUCUGCCCCUCGGUUCCUCUGAAGCGCCCAAUCUUGGCUUGGAAGGGGAGAGUCUGGGGAUCAUCCUGUCUUUUAGCAACCAGGUGUCCAGUGCCUUGAUGCGGUCCAUGCAGUCUCUCCCUCAGUCCCCUUGUGUAAGAUUUGGAAACCCUUGGAGUGCCCCGCCAGGUUCCUCUCUGCAUAAUCCCAUAGAACAGGACUCGUCAACUGAAAAGCCAACCCCUUCCCAGACCCUUGAGAACAACGAAAGGGGUUUCUCCGUUAGCCUGGCCGAACUGAGAGAAAGCACUAUUGAGAGAGGGGGAGAUUGUGAGAAGGAAGAUGAAACCCCAGAAAGACCCCUCACUUCAGCCUCAGCAGUCUGUGCCCAAUCCAUGAUCUCAGCCCUUCCGCAAGAGGAGAUCCAGCAGAUGAUUCAGGAAGUCAAGGAUCUGGAUGAAGACACGCUAAGGCAACUGGAAGACAUCCAUGUUGUGAUUCUGCAUAAAGAAGAAGGAGCUGGCUUGGGUUUCAGCAUCGCUGGAGGUAUCGAUCUAGAGAACAAGGCAACUACGGUCCACAGGGUUUUCUCCAGUGGUCUGGCCGCUCAGGAGGGCACCAUAGAGCGAGGCGAUGAGGUUUUGUCCAUCAACGGGCAAACGCUCAAAAACAUCAUGCACGGCGAUGCCACGGCCAUACUCAAGCAAGCUCGCAGCAUGAAGCAGGCGGUGGUGGUCGUGUGCAAAAAUAAAGACGCGGAAGGGAAAGGGGGCGCUACCGCUAAUGAGUUUAGCUUAAGCAGUGGGGAAGAAAGCAACUUCACAGAUGAUGGAGGUGAAACUGUCACUCUGGAGCUGGAGAAGAACGCAGGUGGUAUUGGAUUUAGUCUUGAGGGUGGGAGAGGCUCCAUUUCGGGAGACAGACCACUGACUGUCAACAGAGUAUUUACAGGGAGCGAUGCUGAGCAAAAGGGUCUGAUGUCUGGUGAUGAGGUUCUGCAGAUUCAGGAUUCGUCUCUGCAGGGCCUAACACGAUUCGAAGCCUGGACCUUCAUUAAGGGUCUCAACGAAGGACCGUUUCAACUCAUCAUUAAGAAAAAAAGAUGUGAGGAGAGCUAAACGAGCUGUUUAAUGUGGAAUCCGUCAAUGCACCAUUUAAAGCCUUAUGGAAGAUCACUGGCAAAAAUGUUAAUCCAGUACCUCAGAGAUGACAGAUUUUUGUAGGUUAACCCGGAAGUAAGCGCCGCGCAGAUUCCCUCGACGGAAAGCCUUUGCAUUUUUCCCAUAGACUUUUGGAAGGUCGCAAAAAAUAAGAUCCGUGAUUAUUAAUACAACAUAAGUUACUUUUGAAGACAAAAUAUAGUCGGUAGAAGUAAACCGACCUUAAUUCCGGUGAUUUACUUAAAAUCCAUGAAAAUAAAAGAAAUUGAUGGAACCGGAAGUCCUAAAAUACUAACUCACUUCGAUGCUUUGCAGACAAAAAUACGUCAUCUCUGAGCCUCCCAAUACAGAAUGUAUAUUCAAAUUUUUACUUAAAGAAACAGUUCACUUCAAAAUAAAAGUUUCAUCAUCUAGGUUAAAAUGUUAACAUAAAUAGGUGAUUUUUUGAAGAACAGCUUAGACACUUCUAAAAUAAACAUAUAUAAAGAUGGUUUAAUUCUUUUUUUAGCGUAAUACUAAAGAAGUGUCCAACAACUGCUGAACGGUCUUAUUUGCAUGUAGGAUUUUUUUCCAAAAUUGAUCUGUUUUAUGCAAAAAAUGUAAGCAGGUGUACGAUCUGUUUUUGUUUGACUCCUGUCAGUGUAUGAUAUUCUACUAUGUGAUCAGGAACAUUUCCUUUCGUUGUUUUAUGGCACAUCAGUGUACUGUGUCACAUGAUCAGGGAAUGAAAAUCAUGAUUCUUGUCAAGUCGGCCUGUUUAGAAGCUAAGAUUUGCACAACCCUGUAAAUAAAUAUUUCAGUUCUA